AAGGGGCGUAGCUAGCCGCCCACUCUCACAACAUGGGCUCAUCGAAAAAGCACAAAAAGAACAAAUCGGAACGUCGUGAAAAAUAUGAGGAGUAUAGUCAACAUCAAGAUCCCGCGCAGCUGCAGCGUGGCUUAAAGCUAAUACUAAAAGUAGGCUCAAAUGCAACACCCGAGUAUAGCGCAAAUUCACCACUUACCACAUUGGAUGGACACGGGCCGCCGACGGCGGCUGAGGCAAUGAUGUCGGCGGCACCAAGCAGCCCAGCUGUGCCGGAGGAGCUGCAAUGCGGUGAAAUGGGACAUCGCGAGCGCCACAAGAAAUCAAAGAAGAAGAAAAAGAAGAAGGAUCGUGAGAAGAAGCACAAACAUCACAAGGAGAAGCGUCAUCGCAGCCGCGAAAGACACCGCGAGCAUAACUCAGAGCUGCAUGAUGAUUCUGCUGUUGCAGAUGAUACCACUUUUAGUGGAUGGAAAUCUCAGCAUCGUAGUCCACGCAGUCAAGUAGACGCAGAUUGCAGCCAGGAUGGCUUCAGCUUUAUGGACGACGAUGCGGAGGUGUCACAGCCACUGCCUGAAAAUAUUUUAUACUAUGCAGGCAUAACCACUGAUAAUUCACCAUCCCAUUGUCCGGUGUCAAAGCCCAUUGUGCCACGCAAGCUGGACGACCUGCUGCGCUCACCUGCAAGCUCCAGCUUGGGGUUGACCAACACCAGUCCAACAAAACCUCUACCAGAUCUUCUAAUACCCUCACCAUCUGGUUCGACGGCUGCUUCAACACCAGGCGGUGCUAGUUCGCUAAAUGCACUGACGCCCAAAGCAUUAGAGGCGCCCAAGACGCCCAGCAGUAGCAGUGAGUCCGGACGAGAGCCGCGCAGCUGUGUGCUGAAGCUGAAACAGCAAAAGUCACCGCUUAAUAAACUGCUGGAACAUUUACUUCGAUUUUUGGAGAAACGUGAUCCACAUCAGUUCUUUGCCUGGCCUGUCACUGACGACAUUGCGCCCGGCUACUCGUCCAUCAUUAGCAAACCCAUGGACUUUUCGACAAUGCGCCAGAAGAUUGAUGAUCACGAGUACACGGCGCUCAGUGAAUUCAGCGAUGACUUUAGGCUAAUGUGUGAAAAUGCCAUACGCUAUAACCAUGUGGAUACCGUUUACCACAAGGCAGCCAAGCGGCUGCUCCAGCUGGGCAUUAAGCAAUUGCAACCGGAGAAUCUGAUGCGCACGCUCAAGCCGCUCUCUGGCUACAUAAGAGAGCUCACUGCAAAGGAGUUGGGCUUCGAGUUCAGCAGCAAUGAGCUAGCAGGCUUUGAAGCACAUGAUUCAGCAGAUGAGGGUGCGUCGACGGGCGCAGAAGAGCCCACGCAAGCACAGCUGGAGGAGGAGGAACGUAAGCGUGCGCUGCGUUUGGAAAAUGCGCCCAAAACGCACUUUGAGCCUUAUGUGGAUGAUUUGACUAGCGAGGAGAUACUGGCGCAAGUACAAAACGCAUCACAGCAGGCCAAGCAGCGCAUUAAUAGAAAGCAGCGAGCGCAUAAAAUGGGUUUUCUACGUCAACGCAAAGAUGGCAGCACCACAUUGAAUGUGCUCGUUGGCGACGGCAAUGAGGGACCUGAGAAAGUAGUCACCAUUGGUGACUUGGUGGGCAAGCUGCCCACGGGCAGUGGCCAAUUGCAUGGCUUGCAUACAGAUCAGCGCAACAUUGUGAAGACGGUGAAGCCCAUGAACUAUGGUCCCUUUGCCAGCUUUGCGCCUACGUUCGAUUCGCGUUUCUCCACGUUGAGCGCGGAGGAAACGCAGCUGGUGUUGCGCACCUACGGCGAUGUAGCCAGCGCCGAGUAUGCUGAAAGUAUUCUACAGUUUACCAAGGACUCUAGCUAUGGCACCAACAUAGCCAACGGCUUGCUGGACAUACUCACCAAUGGCGAGCACACCAAGUCCUUGGAUGAGCUCUACAGCAUGCAGCUGCAGCGCUAUGAGCAGCGUGAAAUAGAAAAAUGCUUCACCAAUCAGACGCAAGGCGAUGCUGCUGUGGAGACGAGCGAACAAAUCGAGCUGGAGUAUGAAAAGUACAAGAACACGCGCUUAGACUUUAAGCAUUUGCGCACGCUCAAGGAUGUGGGCAUAGAUGUGAGUUUUCUGGACGACGUUGAAGCAGAUAUGAAAAACUUUGAGCUAACCAAACGCAUGCAUGAGCAGCUGAGCAACAAUAUGACGCUGAUUGAUAAACUGCGUGUAAUGCAGCAUGAUCGUUUGUCUCAGCCGCUGCCCACGCAUCUAGCUUUGGUGGCACAGCCUGGACCAGAAGAAGUGCAAAUGGCACAACAGCUGACGCAGCAGCUAUCUGAGGUGGCCAAGAAGCUGCCGCCUGCAGCUAUAGCGGAUCAAUAUGCGCUGCGCAAGGCCAUGGGCAUGUCUUUUGUUGGUCUGCCGCCACCGCCGUCAUCACCACGCGUGCAACUUCCAGAGCUGCUGCAGCAGCCUGUAGCAUUGCCACAUAUUCCGGCUGUAGGCAGUCAAGUGCCCAUGGAGCUGGACGAGCCGGAUGUCAGCACUGGCGGAGAUUUGGAGAAUGAGCUGCGCGAGUUUCUGGAAAGCGGCUCCGGUCUACAUGGCUCCAGUGGUGCGGAUGAUAGCAACAUAGUGGCACAGCUUUUGCUCAACUAAUUCACACACACAAAAUUAUAAUUUCUAAGACGCUACACAAAAAGAAUUAUUUUCACAAGCCCAAGUCGCAUUGGCACUCAUAAUAAACAUUAAUUUAAG
Molecule: messenger RNA, 2762 nt
Organism: Drosophila busckii
Lineage: Eukaryota; Metazoa; Arthropoda; Insecta; Diptera; Drosophilidae
Gene: Brd7-9
Product: bromodomain-containing protein 7
Exons: 4
Coding region: 33-2663 (876 amino acids)
Biological process (GO): regulation of transcription by RNA polymerase II
Cellular component (GO): nucleus
Source: RefSeq, a predicted model, not a curated record